Molecule: messenger RNA, 1402 nt
Organism: Phycodurus eques (leafy seadragon)
Lineage: Eukaryota; Metazoa; Chordata; Actinopteri; Syngnathiformes; Syngnathidae
Gene: cnot8
Product: CCR4-NOT transcription complex, subunit 8
Exons: 7
Coding region: 156-1013 (285 amino acids)
Cellular component (GO): CCR4-NOT core complex; P-body; CCR4-NOT complex
Molecular function (GO): poly(A)-specific ribonuclease activity; nucleic acid binding
Source: RefSeq, a predicted model, not a curated record
AAGUGACCCGAUCCGCGGGAGGGAAACCACGAAGAAGUGCGGUGCGGCGCUUUGCUAGCUCGACCACGGUUACGUCGAGGAAAUUCUCUGAUAUUAUUUGCAGCUCCCCCAGAGUGCCGCGGGGAUCGUCGACGCUGUCGUGAGCCGCCGCCAACAUGCCGGCCGCACUCACGGACGCCAGUCAGAUCAUCUGCGAGGUGUGGGCCAGCAACUUGGACGACGAGAUGAAGAAAAUCCGAAAGAUCGUCCAGAGCUACAACUACAUCGCCAUGGACACGGAGUUCCCCGGCGUGGUGGUGCGGCCGAUCGGCGAGUUCCGCAGCACGGUGGACUACCAGUACCAGCUGCUGCGCUGCAACGUGGACCUUCUGAAAAUCAUCCAGCUGGGCCUGACCUUCAUGAACGAGGACGGCGACUACCCGCACGGCACCACCACCUGGCAGUUCAACUUCAAGUUCAACCUUACCGAAGACAUGUACUCUCAGGACUCGAUCGACCUUCUGCAGAACUCCGGUCUUCAGUUCAAGAAGCAUGAGGAGGAAGGCAUCGACACGCUCUACUUCGCAGAGCUUCUCAUGACGUCGGGCCUGGUGCUGUGCGACAACGUCAAGUGGCUCUCCUUCCACAGCGGGUACGACUUCGGCUACCUGGUAAAGCUGCUAACGGAUGCCAGGCUGCCCGAGGAGGAGCACGACUUCUUCCACAUCCUCAACCUCUUCUUCCCCGCCAUCUACGACGUCAAGUACCUGAUGAAGAGCUGCAAGAACCUCAAGGGCGGCUUACAAGAAGUGGCCGACCAGCUGGAGUUGAAGCGUAUCGGGCGGCAGCAUCAGGCGGGUUCUGACUCGCUGCUUACCGGCAUGGCUUUCUUCAGGAUGAAAGAGCUCUUCUUCGAAGACAACAUCGACGACGCCAAGUACUGCGGCCGCUUGUACGGCCUGGGCUCGGGCUCCACGCAACCCCAGAACGGCAUCGCCAGCUCGGGCCAGGAGGAGAGCAACAAUAAGCACUGACUCCCGGCUUCUCACUUUUUGCACUUGUUUUAAAAACCUUUUAAAUCCAACAAUUUUUUUUCCGUUUUGGGUUCGCUUGUUGUCGUUAGCGAGCGUGGGACCACAACACCAGCGCCUGUUUUUCUUACCAAGCUGCGAUCACUCAGUUUUUAAAGUGAACGCCGGUAGGGCCCCACCACCCAUUGUAAAUUUCUAAUGUAUCAUUUUUCAAAGAAAAGAAAUAAAAAAUGUUUUAGAAUUUUUCUCCAGAUGUUAAGAGAGAACAUUUUAAACGCAUGCGUCCGUUUUUUGUCCGGGCCAAACUACUGUCGGCGUGAAGAUGUGACCGUUGUUUUUACGUUCUGACUUGUUUUAAACUGUUGUACAUUAAAUUGUUUUGUAUUUUCAAA